AUGCUUGACAACCCUUUGAGUGAAGAAAAACCUCCCCUGGCACAACCCGAAGCCGUCUCUUCUUGUCCAGGUCCUUUUGACUUGGGACAAGAGACCAACCCUCUUCUAACUACAACCUCCUUUCAGGCAGCUGUAGAGGGGUCUGCGAAGGGGAAGGAAACUAAAUCUGUAGAGACUUCAGGAGAGGCAAAUGCUGCCAAGGUACUUCAGGAGAGUGCGCUCUUCUUUGGAUUCAGUGUUCAGGUGGGGCCACAGAACUCCCUAGGUCUGGGACUCGAUAACGAUCUAGAAAGCCCAUUCGGGGUCACUCCUGGAGCCCUGCGCGCCCUUUCCCCCGCAAGUGGAGGGGAUGCCACCUCCGUCUCCGCCGGCGAGCGGGCGCGCCCAGGUGCGCUGAGCCGCGCCCGGGCGGGCGGAGCCCGCGGAUCCUGGCAGCCGUGGGGCCCGGAGUGGCGCUGCCCGUCCGUCCGUCCUGCCGUGCGGGUCAGUGUCUGCCCGCCCGUCCGUCCGUCCGUCCUGCCGUGCGGGUCAGUGUCUGCCCGUCCGUCCGUCCGUCGGUCCUGCCGUGCGGGCGGCACCCCGUUGUUUUCCGAGGAGUGGCGUGGGUCCGGCGCCGGGGAAGCUACUGCGCUUCUGCCGAGGCUGCCUGGGGUUAAACAUCUUGUCAACUUUGUUUUGUGCUUUUUGGUGAGUCUCCACUCCAGGCGUGCCAGGGAGGAAUUCCUUGCUGCUUCUCGAUACACCCACUUUUGGCCCCAGGAGCUGCGCCUUGGCAAAGGUGCUGCGCUCUCUUUUUCUUGCCCUGACUCCUGCCAGGCAUGGUGCCAGAUCACCAACGUGUCUGAAUCACACUCUCCUCUCCUCACCUCUAUGGAGGGGACUGGCAAUGAAACAAAUUGGAGCAUUUCCCUCCCUUCUGGAAGCAAAUACCACCUCUACAUUGGCUUGGCUUUGGCUGUAGGCUCCAGUAUCUUUAUUGGUUCUAGUUUCAUACUGAAGAAGAAAGGACUUUUGAAACUGGCAGACAAAGGAGUCACCCGAGCUGGACAAGGUGGAUAUUCUUAUUUGAAGGAAUGGCUUUGGUGGGCUGGACUGCUAUCAAUGGGAUUAGGAGAAGCUGCAAACUUUGCUGCCUAUGCCUUUGCACCUGCAACCUUGGUUACCCCCUUGGGUGCACUGAGUGUUCUAAUAAGUGCUAUAUUGUCAUCCUAUUUUUUAAAUGAGAAGCUGAAUAUUCAUGGAAAGCUGGGCUGUGUACUGAGCAUUUUGGGGUCAACAGUCAUGGUUAUUCAUGCCCCAGAGGAGGAGGAGGUCACCUCACUAGAUGAGAUGGAAAGAAAGCUGCAAGAUCCAGUGUUUGUUACAUUUGCUGUUCUGCUGACAGUCGUUGCCCUUGUCCUGAUCAUUGCUGUGGCUCCAAAGAGAGGUCAGACAAAUAUACUGAUCUACGUUUUAAUUUGCUCUCUCAUCGGUGCCUUCUCCGUCUCGUCUGUGAAGGGUCUGGGCAUUGCCAUCAAGCAGAUGCUGCAGAGGAAGCCAGUCUAUCGCCAUCCCCUGCUUUACAUUCUGGUGGGCAUCUUGGUGCUCUCAGUCAGCACUCAGAUCAGCUACCUCAACAAAGCCCUGGAUGUGUUCAACACAUCCCUUGUGACACCCAUUUACUACGUGUGCUUCACUACCACAGUGGUGACGUGCUCCAUCAUCUUGUUCAAGGAGUGGAGCAGUAUGGAACUGGGUGAUAUCAUUGGAACCCUGAGUGGAUUCUGCAGCAUCAUCAUUGGCAUCUUCCUACUGCAUGCUUUCAAAAACACUAACAUCACCUGGAGUCAGUUGAUGUCCAAUGUUGCCAAAGAACCAUCACCACCACACCGUGAAUCUGAAACCGGUCACACUCUGCUGGAGAGCAUGGAAAACCCAGCUCUGGCAUAUGAGGAGGACAACAUUUUAUUCAGUCAGUGAAACACUCAAGCGGUGUUUAUCAUCAAAGUAUCAUGAAUUGCAAACUCAGCCCACCCAUGUCUACUAGAAAGCUCUACUUUUCUGCAGUCCUCUGGAAAUUAGUCUG
Messenger RNA from Agelaius phoeniceus (red-winged blackbird), 2065 nucleotides. Lineage: Eukaryota; Metazoa; Chordata; Aves; Passeriformes; Icteridae. The record is from RefSeq and is a predicted model, not a curated record.